Molecule: messenger RNA, 3583 nt
Organism: Trichobilharzia regenti
Lineage: Eukaryota; Metazoa; Platyhelminthes; Trematoda; Strigeidida; Schistosomatidae
Source: the annotation of a GenBank genome assembly
UUGGGAGAGACUAAUGGACUAGGUCUAUUUUUCGAGUAAAUCUGGAAGAGGACCUCCCUUUUCACUGUGCAAACUAGACUGGGAAUUCCGUCGAUAGUUAGGUUGGAGACCAACAUAUCUCCAAGUGAUGAAUAACUGAUGUGAAUUGUGCUGAAAGUGCAGCUGAAAUGCUCGGCAAUCAGCAGACACCCAUAAUUUUCCGUUAUUAAACAGAAUUUAUAUUGGAUUUUGUUUUAGCUCUUACUAUGGACCAUUUAAUCUUGAUUCAUACAUAUAUUGACCUUGUUCCGUCGGCCUAGAAUAAGUCACUCACCCGCGGCGGCUUAAAAGUAACAAUGGGGCGUGUCGGCGUUUCUGUCCCAAAGGAGCGCUUCCUGACAUGCAUAAGCUUCAUCUAUAUGUUUGCUUUCGCAUCUCUGUAUAUUCAGCUACCUGGAUUAUUCAGUGAAAAUGGCGUGACUCCUGUGCAAACUCAAUCCUUAGCGGCUCCGCGUGACAUUUCGGAUGCUGUGAACGAUUUGAACGUUCUAAGAUUUUCAGAGUUCCUGCAUAUUGAUGCCUACCAAUGUUUGGAACUCGUCACAGUUGUUGGCACCAUCCUGGCCUUCUUUUCAAGCUUCUUCAUCGCUUACCGGACAGCGCCGACUUUCUUCGUGCUUUGGGUGUUGUAUAUGAGUGCUUUAAAGGUUGGUCAACCAUUUCUAUGGUUUCAAUGGGAUAUUUUACUUUUGGAAGCCGGAUUUCUUGCAGUUCUGCUGUCAAGUUUUGGCGCUGUUUUAAGCCUUCCUCGGUCAGUAGCCAGUGACAAGAUCGGAAUGUGGCUACUGCGUUGGCUGUUAUUCCGGCUUAUGUUUGCUUCUGGAGUGGUUAAGUUGACUAGUGACUGUCCUGCAUGGUGGGGUCUGAAAGCUCUUCAUUGGCAUUAUCAGUCUCAAUGUAUUCCGACUCCAGUUGCUUGGUACAUGCACAGUCUCCCUGGUUGGUUCCACAGUAUAUGUGUUGCAGCUGCAUUCAUAAUCGAAAUCCCUAUGACAUUUCUGUUUUUUGUGCCUCUUCGUCUUGUUCGUCUUGUAUCAUUUUAUUCGCAGGUGCUGCUCCAAGUUAUGAUAAUUUUAACUGGGAACUACAACUUCUUCAACUUUCUCACCAUUGCUUUAUGUUAUUCGCUGUUAAAGGACGACGAUUUUAUUCCUCAACGCAGACGGAAAUGGAGCACCUCUGGACUAUUUUCAGGCGCAAUUUCUUCGAUUCUGUUGGUUUUCGUUCUUGGUGUUUCCGCUUAUUUGUUCAACUUUUCCAUCUCUAACCAAGUAAUCACAAGUUCUAUAGGUUUCACUAAGAAAGAAUUCUCGUGGUUCGUAAAUACAUCUGUGAAGUACAGUAUUUAUCUUGGGAUCGCUUUAUUCAUUGUGGAAGUUCUGCACAGUGUAGUUGUGGCUCUAAAUGCGCGUCCAUUUUGGCGUAAAUUAUAUGAACUGGUUGGUGUUAUUUUCGUGGCUGCUAUCGGUUUAACUGUUCUAAUGGGUAGUUUGGUCCCAUUCGCUUCCUUGGACCCUACCAUCGAGUUACCGCCCCAAAAUCGUCAAAUCUACAAGAAUUUGAAACCGUAUUAUAUUACAAAUGGCUAUGGGCUGUUUCGUCGCAUGACUGGAGUUGGAGGUCGUCCUGAACUUGUCUUGGAGGCUGCAUCAAGUCCAAACGGUCCGUGGUCUGAGUAUGGAUUUAAUUUCAAGCCUGGUCGUGUGGAUAGAAUUCCUCCGGUCGUUAUCCCUCAUCAGCCUCGUUUGGAUUGGCAGAUGUGGUUUGCUGCACUCACAAAUUAUCGUAAUCAUCCAUGGUUGAUGAAUUUAAUUUAUCGACUACUCAAUCAACAACCUGAAGUUUUACAACUGCUCGACCUUUCCAGUCUACCGAACAAUCCAAAAUAUAUUCGAGCUCAAUUGUAUACCUACCACUUUACCAGUGAAUCUGAUAGGUGGGUCACUUUUCCGUAAUAAUUACGACCUGUCAAUAUGAGUUUAAAAGUAGAUCCCAUAUGUUUUCAUUUCAAUUAUUGUUAUGACUAUUCGUUACUUUUAUUGUAUCCAGGCGUUAACACUGAAUUGAGGAGCAAUGGUUGUAAUUCAGAAUUAAAGACUGGUGGAAACGUGUAUUGAAAUCUGAAUACUUAUCCCCUGUUUCAUUGUCUUCUCAAGUGUUGCGCAGUGCUGUUGAAGAAAAUGGCUUGGUAGGAAAACGUCGUCCUCGUCCACAGGAUCCUACAGUUUUAUCAGAAUCCCUAACACAACUACGACAGUUCAUUGGACAACCACGCGAUUUAUCACCAUUGGUUUUUGUCUGCAUAGUGUUGGUGUUAACCAAGCGUGCAUUUGGACGAGCUGGUCAAUCCACUAGAAUGAAUUAUAACAAGGCCUGAAGUAUGCUGCAGAUUUUGUUAUUCAAGUGUUAUCUUGAUAUCAAUGAUAAUGCAUUGUGAUGAUAACAAAAAUUGGCUUGUAUUAUGCAAAUAUUAUUUUCAUUCAGUGCUUAUUGCGUAUAUAUUUAUUAAUCCGUCUUUUUGUCGAGUGCACUUCAUAUCUCACUUUCAUACACAAAUAACCUUCCUUAUUUAUUUCAUGUUAGAAUGAAUUCUAUAUUCUGCUGUAAAAUCUAAGUGAAGUAAAGUUAUUUGGAACAAUGAACUUUUAGUGUUGUGUAAUGAUAUCAUUGUAUUUUCAUCUCAUUUAUUGUGUGUAUCAUAUCUAUUCAUGUAUCUUUUUACUAUGAACUACAAGUAUUCUCACGUAUUUAAUUGUUGUAUUGUUUUUUCUUCCACGCAUCACUACACUAGUCAGUCAUUCUGAUCAUUUAUCGAUCUCAUGUAUCUUUGACGUCAAAGUAGAUCGAAUAGUUUGCAUGUAGGCAUUAUUUCUCAUUAAAUAUUGCAAAGUCAAAUCUAGAUUGAUUAGAUUUCAGUUAACCAGUGCUCGACUAUCGGGCAUAUUUACUGUGUGGGGUCUAAUGAUUACUAUCAAGUUGGCCAGACUGAAGUAGGUGAAGCGCGAGACUCCAACCCCGUGGCCCAUCGACUGUAAGUCGAGUGUUUAAGUCAAUGCGCCAAAAUUUAAGUAGAUCACAAAUAUUAUCUCCAACAAAAUAAUCCAUAUAACUAUCUGUCAGGUCCUAGAUAUCGAUAACAAUUUAAACCGAUCGCUUAAUAGUAUAAAUAAGUGACUUCUAGUGUACUGAUUGCGACCACCGCUUCCUGGCCUGCUGCUCUAAAAAGAAACAGGUAUAGAUUGGUGUAAAAGAACUAAGUGUAUCAUUCUAAUUUAUUAGGUAGGUCACUUGUGCGGAUUAUGGCCAGGAAGAUAAAUAAGCUUUUAUGAAGCUCAUACUAUAUCAAAACUAUUUCUCUUAGUUUUUAACUAUUUUCAAACUCAACAUAAUCGAGCAAAAAAGGCCUUAUUCUUUCAGAUGCAGUUCCUUGGGGAGAACACUAGCGAGAUACUAACACAGCGUAUUAGAAAUGCGGUAAAACGAGCAUUCCCUGCUGCCGAAUUACGUUGUAUCUUUAAGACUACUUCUCUUCUGCGUUCGGGAG